AUGAGAAUCCUUAAACAUCAUGAGCAGAAACUACUGAAAAAGGUCGACUUUCUCAAUUACAAGCAGGAUGACAAUAAUCAUCGUGAUUUGAUGGUUAUGCGCCGCUACCAUAUUCCCAAAAGAGAAGAAUACCAAAAAUAUAACAUUGUUUGUGGUAAAUUUCGUCAAUUGGCUCAUCGUAUCUCCUUACUAGAUCCGACGGAUCCUUUUCGUUUAAAAUACGAAAACAUGCUGUUGGAGAAGCUCUUUGACAUGGGAAUAUUACCUUCAAAGUCGAAGAUGUCUGAUAUUGAAAAUCGAGCCAAUGUUUCUGCUAUAUGUCGUCGUCGGUUACCUGUUAUUAUGUGCAAACUGAGAAUGUCUCAAACUAUCUCUGUAGCUACAAGACUCAUUGAGCAAGGCCACGUUCGUGUCGGUCCACAUGUCAUUACUGACCCUGCCUAUCUGGUUACAAGGAAUUUGGAGGACUUUGUAACAUGGACUGAUACCUCUAAAAUUAAACGCACUGUUGCCAAGUAUAAUGAUAAGUUGGAUGAUUAUGAUUUACUCUAA
Molecule: messenger RNA, 552 nt
Organism: Schizosaccharomyces osmophilus
Lineage: Eukaryota; Fungi; Ascomycota; Schizosaccharomycetes; Schizosaccharomycetales; Schizosaccharomycetaceae
Gene: imp3
Product: U3 snoRNP-associated protein Imp3
Exons: 3
Coding region: 1-552 (183 amino acids)
Biological process (GO): rRNA processing
Cellular component (GO): small-subunit processome; small ribosomal subunit; Mpp10 complex
Molecular function (GO): snoRNA binding; structural constituent of ribosome; rRNA binding
Source: RefSeq, a predicted model, not a curated record